UUUUUUUUAUUAUUAUUUUUCCUUUUUAGUUUUCGUUUGAAUUUUUUUUUUUAUUUAUUUUUUAAGGGGGCUGUCAAGUUCUAACCGGAAUUUGAUUCCUAGCUUUUCUUGGUGGAUUUGCAUUCCAAAAAAAGUAAACUUUUUUUUUUCUUUCAUGUUUUCGAAUUUUUGCCUUUUUUAGCUGAAUGUUGAAGAACAGUUUCGAGUGAAGUUGAUUUUAAUCACGGUUCAAGUUUCGAUUCCGAUCUCGUUUUGGAUUUAAUUUCGUGGAAAAUGGCGAAGCGUGGAUAUAAGCUGCAGGAAUUUGUGGCUCAUACAUCAAAUGUGAAUUGUCUAAGUAUGGGAAAAAAGACGUGUAGGCUUCUUAUCACAGGCGGAGAUGAUCAUAAAGUCAAUGUUUGGGCAAUUGGGAAACCCACUUCUUUAAUGAGUCUCUGUGGUCAUACUAGUCCGGUGGAAUCUUUAGCCUUUGAUUCAGCAGAAGUCUUGGUGCUUGCUGGAGCAUCUACAGGUGUGAUAAAGCUUUGGGAUCUGGAAGAAACAAAGAUGGUUCGCGGACUUACUGGACACAGAUCUAAUUGCACCGCCAUGGAAUUCCAUCCAUUUGGUGAGUUCUUCGCAUCUGGUUCCAUGGACACAAAUCUAAAGAUCUGGGAUAUCAGAAAAAAAGGAUGCAUUCACACAUACAAGGGCCAUGCUCGAGGCAUUAGUACAAUUAGAUUCACUCCUGAUGGCCGCUGGGUAGUUUCUGGUGGAUUUGAUAAUGUUGUAAAGGUUUGGGAUCUUACUGCUGGAAAACUCUUGAAUGAGUUUAAGUUUCACGAAGGACAUAUUCGCUCCAUAGACUUCCAUCCUCUUGAGUUUCUCCUGGCUACAGGUUCCGCUGACAGAACAGUAAAAUUCUGGGAUUUAGAAACUUUUGAACUGAUUGGAUCGUCCAGACCUGAGGCUACAGGGGUUCGCUCAAUCGCUUUUCAUCCUGAUGGGAGAACCCUGUUCUGUGGAUCAGAUGAUGCUUUGAAGGUUUAUUCAUGGGAGCCAGUAGUUUGUCAUGACUCUGUUGAUAUGGGAUGGUCAACACUUGGUGACCUCUGCAUCAAUGAAGGCAAACUUUUGGGUUGCUCAUACUAUCGAAAUUCUGUUGGAGUUUGGGUAUCUGAUGUAGCGCAAAUUGAGCCAUAUGGUCAAAAUGACUGCACAGAGAAGAAAUUUAACCUUGACGGGAGUUAUUCUUCAGAGAAAGCAGGGAGGGGCAUUAGGUCAACUUUGGGAUCACGGCCCCUCUCUCCUGAUUAUGAGACAAAACAAAUAAAGAACAUAUAUGUUGACACUGCUGGCAGUAAUACUAUUGCUACACAGAAAGUUGGCUCUUUGAAUUCUCCAAAAGUGGUACUCCCAUUGGAUGCCAAUGAAAAAAGUAAUCUGGCAGCUGAGAAGCAGAGUCCUGGAACAGGAGUUAAUGCUAAAUCUAAUGGACAAUUGGGUAACAAGUCUUUCAUCACACCUAGUGUUGUUCCACGGGACAACCAUGUUGGGAAAGACUCUACCAAUUCAGGAAAAGAAUCUAUCACCUUUUCAAGGACAAAACCAGGCAUGUUGCUCAAACCAGCUCAUCUUAGAAGACCAUCUGUCAACAAGUUUGAGGUUGAAAAGCUGUCAGCUGCAGUUGAAUCAGGAACUCUUAGCAGUAUAAAAAGCGGGUUAGACAGUGCAACGGAUCUGAAUUCUCAAACUAGGCUUACAUCAGAGAAUGGAGCUAGAAAAUCCUGUGAGGAAAAGGAUUCAAACAUUAAGAGUGUUAUAGAGAAACCUGAAAAGAUGUUAUCACCACAGACACCCCCUAAUGAAGAAACUUGUAAUGAAUAUCUCAAUAGCAACAAAGACACAAACUCUGUCAAAUUUGUGAAUGGAGUGGCUGUUGUUCCAGGAAGAACACGCACUCUGGUUGAGAGGUUUGAACAAAGAGAGAGAUUAAACAGCAGUGGUGAUCCAGCAACUAACACUGCACCUCAUGCAGUACCUGAAACAGAUAAAACACCAACCAUAGUGAAAGGAGAGACACAAAUCUCCAAGACACAAUCAGUCUCUGUCAAUGAUGGGUAUAAUGCCAGAAGUCAGAAUUCUAGAACCGAACCAACUUCUCAGUGUGAGGGAAGCAUUACUGGAAGUCAGAUUCCUAGAAGGGAAUCAACCCCAACUUCUGAAGGGAUCAUUACUGGAGAUCAAAUUUCUACAAGGGAAUUAACCUUCACCCCUGAUAGGAUCAUUACUGGAAAUCAAACUUUGAGAAAGGAAUCAACCUUCACCCCUGAUAGGAUCAUUACUGGAAAUCAAAUUUCUAGAAGGGAAUCAAGCUUUGCUUCUAGUGGCGUCAUUACUGGAGAUCAAAUUUCUAGAAGGGAAUCAACUUCUGCUUCUGAUGGGAUCAUUACUGGAAACGUAAUUACUAGAAGGGAAUCAACUGCCAUUUCUGAUGGGAUCGUUUCUAGAAAUCAACUUUCUAGAAGGGAAAUAACCUCUGCUAAUGAUAGGAGUGGACCAAGUGCUACAAUUACUGAAAAUCAAAUUUCUAGAAGGGGAUUGAGUUCUGCUAAUGAUGGGAAUGUUACUAUUACUGGAAGCCAAAUUUCAAAGGGCGAAUCAUUCUUCGUUAAUGAUGGAAACUUAAUUGAAAGUCUGAUGCAAACGCAUGACAUAUUCUUAAGCACUCUUCGGUCACGCUUGACAAAGUUACAGGUGGUGCGGCAUUUUUGGGAAAAGAAUGACAUUAAAGGUGCAAUUGGUGCCCUGCGGAAGCUGCCAGAUCAUUCUGUGCAAGCAGAUGUGAUCAGUGUUCUCAUGGAAAAAAUGGAGAUUCUCAACUUAGAUCUGUUUUCUGGCCUGCUUCCUGUACUUAUGGGCUUAUUGGAUAGCAAAAUGGAAAGGCAUGUAAAUGUCUCAUUGGAGAUGCUCCUGAAGCUUGUAGCAGUUUUUGGUCCAAUGAUACGCUCAACUGUUUCAGCCCCACAUGGGGUUGGUGUUGAUCUUCACGCUGAGCAGAGGCGAGAAUGUUGCAAUCAGUGUUUUUUGCAGCUGCAGAAGAUUCAGAAACUUCUUCCACCACUUGUAAGGAGAGGUGGUGUGAUAGCAAGAUGUGCACAGGAAUUGAAUCUAGUUCUUCAAGAAUGAUGAUGAAUGCUGCCAUCUAAAAUCAUCUGCUGCUGAAGAAUAUAAAAAGUAGCUGGGCGGACACCGCUUAACAGAGAUUCACUUGUGAUAGAAGGCCAUUUCGUAUCUUGUAUCUUGGAUACACAAUUUUGUCUUGCCACCUUACUGUAUCUUGCUCUGCCCGCUUUUGUCGGUACUGGACUGCUUGCUUGAGUAAGUAUCAUCGCUUGCAACCGUUACAUCUUGAA
Durio zibethinus is the source of this 3395-nucleotide messenger RNA. RefSeq names its product Transducin/WD40 repeat-like superfamily protein. The record is from RefSeq and is a predicted model, not a curated record. Gene Ontology annotation, biological process: microtubule severing; microtubule depolymerization. Gene Ontology annotation, molecular function: microtubule binding. Gene Ontology annotation, cellular component: katanin complex. NCBI's taxonomy places the organism in Eukaryota, Viridiplantae, Streptophyta, Magnoliopsida, Malvales, Malvaceae.